Messenger RNA from Cyprinus carpio (common carp), 1114 nucleotides. RefSeq names its product mammalian ependymin-related protein 1-like. Gene Ontology annotation, biological process: cell-matrix adhesion. The transcript is spliced from 4 exons. Gene Ontology annotation, molecular function: calcium ion binding. The record is from RefSeq and is a predicted model, not a curated record. Lineage: Eukaryota; Metazoa; Chordata; Actinopteri; Cypriniformes; Cyprinidae. Bases 104 to 745 code for a protein of 213 amino acids. Gene Ontology annotation, cellular component: extracellular region; lysosome.
CCGGCGCAGACACUUUCUGGAAAAUCCUCUUCAUUACUCACAGGCCUUGAAUAUUUAUGUGAAUAUUUAAAUCUGGUGUAAUUAUAGUUUCACACCCACAGACAUGUCAGGCUUUGUUGUUUUUGCACUAGUACUCUCAUUAUCCGCGACGGUGCCUUGUCUGGGCUUUCCUCCGUCAGUCGCGGCGGCGCCGCAGCCCUGUCUGGCGCCGCUACAGUGGGAGGGUCGCACCGUUGAGUAUGAUCACGGGACGGGACGAAACACGCGGGCAGCGGUCUCCUAUGAUGCGCAGAAUCAGCGAAUUAGGGUCCUGGAGCAGAAGACAGGACACACACCAUGUAAGAAGUUCUUUGAGUACAUCUACUUGUUCAAGAGUGGAGUGCUUUUCCAAAUUGAGGAAAUUACCAAGCAGUGUGCAAAGAUCGCUCUGACGGAGGCCUGGGACCCUUAUGAUAUCCCCCUGAACUCCACAUAUGAGGACCAGUAUUUCAUUGGAGGACCUGGAGACAUGAUCGAGGUCCAAGAAUGGUCUGAUCGGAAACCAGCUCGCAAAAAUGAAGCUUGGGUCGGUGUGUAUACUCUGAAGGACUGCUAUCCCGUGCAGGAGACAUACACCAAAAACAGUAGCGUGACCACAUCUACUCGCUUCUUUGACCUUCAGCUGGGCAUCAGUGACCCUGGGGUGUUCGACCCGCCCAGCACUUGCCAGUCAGCUCUGACUGAGAAGAUGACAUCUGACUGUUGAAUACCUCACUCUGCUUUACAUGCACAAUAUACAUUAACCACUAUACAGUAGGCUUUAAUAAACAGCUUCUAAAUAAAUGAAAUUAGACUGUCAAAGAGCACAUGAAAUGAGUGCAGGUACUGUUAAAUAUAUUCAGCUUUGAAAUGAACAAAAAUAUCAGUUUUAAGUUCAAUAAUUCUUGUUGAUUUACAGUGUGAACUGUGCCUCAUAUUAUUGAAGCCUCAUUUUUAAUACGCCAAAUUUGGGGCAAAUUAGAACUGUGUUGUUCUGAUCUAGGAUGGACUAAUGUGGCACUGAAUGUUUUGUUUGACAGUUAAUAUUCUGUUUAUCUACUUAUUGUUUUAUUUAGCCUUUAAGAUAAUUUACAGU